Carlito syrichta (Philippine tarsier) is the source of this 1498-nucleotide messenger RNA. It is a transcript of the gene RHBDL1, whose product is annotated as rhomboid like 1. The coding region runs from base 1 to 1188 and encodes 395 amino acids. The transcript has 7 exons. Lineage: Eukaryota; Metazoa; Chordata; Mammalia; Primates; Tarsiidae. The record is from RefSeq and is a predicted model, not a curated record. Gene Ontology annotation, cellular component: membrane. Gene Ontology annotation, molecular function: serine-type endopeptidase activity.
AUGGGGACCAAAAGUGCUUGGAGCUCCCACUCCCUCCCACCUGGCCCCACCUGGGGUCCAGGGGUCGGCCGGCUCUCAGGCCUUGGCUGGCGGCUCCCACUGCAGCAGCUGGACCCUGAGAACACAGGCUUCAUCGGUGCAGACACCUUCGCCGGCCUGGUGCACAGCCAUGAGCUGCCCCUGGACCCAGCCAAGCUGGACAUGCUGGUGGCCCUGGCCCAGAGCAAUGAGCGGGGCCAAGUCUGCUACCAGGAGCUGGUGGACCUGAUCAGCAGCAAGCGCUCCAGCAGCUUUAAGCGAGCCAUCGCCAAUGGACAGCGGGCAUUGCCCCGGGACGGGUUGCUGGACGAGCCAGGCCUGGGUGUCUACAAGCGGUUUGUGCGCUACGUGGCCUAUGAGAUCCUGCCCUGUGAGGUGGACCGCCGCUGGUACUUCUAUCGGCACCGCAGCUGCCCGCCCCCUGUGUUCAUGGCCUCGGUCACCCUUGCCCAGAUCAUCGUGUUCCUGUGCUAUGGGGCCCGCCUCAACAAGUGGGUGCUGCAGACCUACCACCCCGAGUACAUGAAGAGCCCCCUGGUGUAUCACCCCGGGCACCGCGCCCGCGCCUGGUGCUUUGUUACCUACAUGUUCAUGCACGUCGGGCUGGAGCAGCUGGGGUUCAACGCCCUUCUGCAGCUGAUGAUCGGGGUGCCCUUGGAGAUGGUGCACGGUCUGCUCCGCAUCAGCCUGCUCUACCUGGCGGGCGUGCUCACAGGCUCUCUGACGGUCUCCAUCACUGACAUGAGGGCUCCUGUGGUGGGAGGCUCUGGCGGGGUCUACGCCCUGUGCUCGGCACACCUGGCCAACGUCGUGAUGAACUGGGCUGGGAUGAGGUGUCCCUACAAGCUGCUGAGGAUGGUGCUAGCCCUGGUGUGCAUGAGCUCCGAGGUGGGCCGGGCCGUGUGGCUGCGCUUCUCCCCGCCGCUGCCCGCCUCAGGCCCGCAGCCCAGCUUCAUGGCGCACCUGGCUGGCGCGGUGGUGGGGGUGAGCAUGGGCCUGACCAUCCUGCGCAGCUAUGAGGAGCGCCUGCGGGACCAGUGCGGCUGGUGGGUGGUGCUGCUGGCCUACGGCACUUUCCUGCUCUUCGCUGUCUUCUGGAACGUCUUCGCCUAUGACCUGCUGGGCGCCCACAUCCCCCCGCCACCCUGACCACUCCCAGGGGCCACGCAGGCCGGGGCUCGGGCACAUGAUGGCCGGCCUCCAGGUGGGCCUCCGCGUCUGCCUUCCAUGAAUGGACGUCUCAGGGCUGCUGCGCCCAUGGGGCAGUCGGUCCUGAGUGCAGGCCAAGGCUUACCUCAGCCCUGGCCACCCCUGCCAGGCCUGGGAGAGGGCUGCUGGGCUGUGGCUGGGGGGGGGGAGGUCACCAAGGUGGCCUCCGAGGAGAUCCCGUCCCACCCACUCCAGCCCAGGACUUGCAGUCUGAGCCUUUCUGGAGAAUGAAUAAAUAUUGUACACGGCA